AUGGCUUCGAACAACUUGGAUAUUACUCUUGUAGCCAGCGAAGCCAGCUUGACCAGCAAUGUUGUUGGAUGUAAAAAAGGAAGCAAUUAUUUUAAUGAAGGACAAAUUUGGACUGAGAAACAUGUUCGUUAUCAAUGUGUAUCUGACGGUGUAUUAAAGGUACUCGGUUGUGUUGAUGAUGGUGGAUUUAUUGAAUUAGGAAAAGACGUAUUAGUGAAUGGUGUCGUUCAUCGAUGUUAUAGAAUUGGUUCGGUAACAUAUUACCACCGUUUCCGUUGUGAUGCUCAAACAUUAGCACAAUGCACUAAAAAUAUGCGAUUGGAAUAA
Messenger RNA from Dracunculus medinensis (Guinea worm), 327 nucleotides. NCBI's taxonomy places the organism in Eukaryota, Metazoa, Nematoda, Chromadorea, Rhabditida, Dracunculidae. The record is from the annotation of a GenBank genome assembly.